This is a messenger RNA of Dichotomopilus funicola, 1167 nucleotides long. RefSeq lists its product as uncharacterized. Gene Ontology annotation, cellular component: nucleus; Rpd3L-Expanded complex. NCBI's taxonomy places the organism in Eukaryota, Fungi, Ascomycota, Sordariomycetes, Sordariales, Chaetomiaceae. The transcript has a single exon. The record is from RefSeq and is a predicted model, not a curated record. Bases 1 to 1167 code for a protein of 388 amino acids. Gene Ontology annotation, biological process: chromatin remodeling; regulation of transcription by RNA polymerase II. Gene Ontology annotation, molecular function: protein binding; chromatin binding; transcription coactivator activity.
AUGCAGGACGCAUUUGCCCUGCCGCAAGACAGGCGCUCCUCCAUGGCGUCAAAGCAUCCGAAACCCUGCGAUAUCAGCAACCUCAUGUCGCCUCCCGAGCCCACUCCUCUCGAUAUGUUCAAGUCGGGGGGUUCGGCGAGCGGGAAGCCCAUUUCGGGCCCCGAGCAGCGCGUUCCACAUCAACCACUUUCUCCGCCGGUCUCGCCAUUUUCGCAAGCCACGAACGCGAUCAGUCCGGCGCCUACUCUGAACCUCGGCGGCAAAGACCCGAUCCUCUAUCCCGCUAGCGAAGCUUCGACGGGCGCGCCGACCGGUCCCCUCUUUUCGCCCACCCAGGCGUCGGUGGACAAUUUCCGGGCGGACACAGAGCGACUGGUGGACGAGCAUAUCGCGUCGCGGCCGGUCGGCCUCUUCCGGGACACGACACCGCCGAGCAGGGAACAUUACGUUCUAGCUCUUCGCUUCCAAUCCACAUGUGUCACCCAGUGCCGGGAGAACCCGGCGAAGUGGCUACGCCGGGAGCGCGAACUCCUCCGCGCCGACCGCAAGCACACGGCUUUCCCGGCGCAGACGACUCGACUACCUCCCAUUCUCCCAGCCGCGCGGCCUGUGGUUCUUGGUCCGCAAGCGCCCAAGUCGGUGCCGGCUUCCCGUAUUCAAAAGGCCAGACCGCCCAAGGCGAAACCCCAAAACCCGCGGCCCAUUCGAGCCACACCUGCACCAGCCCGCGAGGCCAUCCGGGUCGGUACGCCGGAACCGCGUGUGCGAACCGUCGCACCCAACCGCGAAGACAAGGACUUUGCAUCCCUUGAAGACCUCUGCCCGCCCGUCAAUACACUUCCGGCGAAGGCGAACAGUCUUAAGGUGGACUGGAAGGGGAAUGCGCUGGACUUGAGCAACGACCCGAAUCGGAAUCUGCUCCAUCCGGAUGAACUGAUCCUGGCCAGCAACCUACGGCUCGACUGCGCCACAUACCUCACCAGCAAGCGGCGCAUCUUCCUGCGACGCCUCGAGUGCGCGCGGAUCGGCAAGGAGUUCCGCAAGACAGACGCACAACAGGCGUGCAAGAUCGACGUCAACAAGGCAUCGAAGCUGUGGCAAGCCUACGAGCGCGUCGGCUGGCUGCAUAUCGAUUGGAUGGGGAAGUAUCUGGGCCGCAAAGCUUGA